UCUCCUUUCCCCUCUUGUUCCUUUAUGCACUUCCCAGCCUCUGAACCUGCUUCCAGCUCUGUCCCAUCCUGCCUUGGACUGAGGCCACUUUACUGGGCAUAAUGCAGCUCCCAGAAUGAGGGCAGGAUGUCUGUUUCAACAGGGUGAAUAUUGAUGGGUUGUUGGUGUACUUCCCCUACGAUUACAUCUACCCUGAGCAGUACUCCUACAUGCUGGAGCUGAAGAGGAUCCUCGAUGCCAAGGGUCAUGGGGUUCUGGAAAUGCCAUCAGGCACAGGGAAGACCAUAUCACUGCUUUCACUCAUUGUGGCUUAUCAGACGAAGUAUCCUGCAGAAGUGACCAAGCUGAUCUACUGUUCACGAACAGUUCCUGAAAUAGAAAAGGUUAUUGAGGAACUUCGCAAGUUGCUGGAGUAUUAUGAGAAACAGACUGGAGAGAAGAAGCAGUUUCUGGCACUGGCCCUCAGCUCCAGGAAGAAUCUCUGCAUCCAUCCAGAGGUCAGCGCCCAGCGGUUUGGGAAGGAAGUGGAUGGCAAGUGUCACAGUCUGACUGCAUCACACGUCAGGGUGCAGCACUCCAGCAAUCCCAGCAUCCCCAUCUGUCAGUUCUACGAGGAGUUUGAUGUUCACGGGAGACAAGAGCCUCUUUCCAAUGGUGUUUACAAUCUGGAUGAUCUGAAGGUUUAUGGGCGACAGAAGGGCUGGUGCCCCUACUUCCUGGCUCGAUACUCCAUUCUGCACGCAAACAUAAUUGUCUACAGCUACCACUACUUACUGGAUCCCAAGAUUGCAGACCUGGUUUCCAAGGAGCUGUCACGGAGAUCUGUGGUGGUGUUCGAUGAAGCUCACAACAUUGAUAAUGUGUGCAUCGACUCAAUGAGUGUGAAUAUUUCCCGCCGCACAUUGGAUCAAUGUCAGAACAACAUUGAAACACUACAAAAGACUAUUCAACACUUAAAGGAAACAGAUGCUGCCAAGCUGAAGGAAGAAUACCGGCAAUUGGUGGAGGGACUGAAGGAAGCUCAUGUUGCCAGGGAAACGGAUGUCUAUUUAGCCAAUCCAGUAUUACCAGACGAAAUACUACAAGAGUCUGUUCCGGGUAGUAUCCGCACUGCCGAGCAUUUUGUUGGGUUUAUGAAGCGGUUUUUGGAGUAUCUAAAGUCCCGCCUGCGGGUACAGCAUGUGGUGGCUGAGAAUCCUCCCUCAUUCUUGAAGGAUGUCUUUGAUAAAGUCUGCAUCGAACGGAAACCCCUCAGGUUCUGUGCAGAGAGGUUACGAUCACUGCUGCGGACACUGGAAAUUGCAGAUCUCACCGACUUUUCACCCAUCACACUCGUAUCUAACUUUGCUACGUUGGUCAGCACCUACACCAAAGGUUUUACCAUCAUCAUGGAACCUUUUGAUGACAGAACUCCAACUGUUAUUAAUCCAAUCCUUCACUUCAGCUGCAUGGACCCAUCCAUUGCCAUUAAGCCAGUCUUUGAACGAUUUCAAUCAGUGAUCAUCACCUCAGGGACCUUGUCCCCUCUGGACAUGUAUCCAAAAAUCCUGGAUUUCCGGCCGGUUAUUCUGGCGACAUUUACAAUGACCCUGGCAAGAACCUGCCUCUGCCCCAUGAUUGUGGGUCGAGGCAAUGAUCAGGUGACAAUAAGCUCAAAGUUUGAAACCAGGGAGGAGAUUGCUGUAAUCCGUAACUACGGUAACCUGCUGCUGGAGAUGUCAGCCAUUGUCCCAGAUGGAAUUGUAUCGUUCUUCACCAGUUACCAUUACAUGGAGAACAUUGUGGCUUCCUGGUAUGAGCAGGGCAUUCUGGAAAACAUUCAACGAAACAAACUUAUUUUCAUUGAAACACAGGAUGCCGCUGAGACCAGCGUAGCUCUCGAAAAAUACCAGGAGGCAUGUGAGAAUGGACGAGGGGCCAUCCUGCUGUCUGUCGCAAGAGGAAAGGUCUCCGAGGGAAUUGACUUCGUCCAUCACUACGGGAGAGCUGUCAUUAUGUUCGGAGUUCCCUAUGUGUACACUCAGAGCAGGAUCCUGAAGGCUCGGUUAGAAUAUACACGGGACCAGUUCCAAAUUCGCGAGAACGAUUUCCUGACAUUUGAUGCAAUGAGACAUGCAGCUCAAUGUGUGGGACGAGCCAUUCGAGGAAAAACUGAUUAUGGAUUAAUGAUUUUUGCAGACAAGCGCUACGCACGGGCUGAUAAAAGGGGGAAGUUACCUCGGUGGAUCCAGGAGCACAUCGCUGACAGCAACCUGAACCUGACUGUGGAUGAAGCCGUACAGAUAUCCAAGCAUUUUCUGCGCCAGAUGGCACAGCCUUUCCGACAGGAGGAUCAGCUGGGAUUGUCGCUGCUCUCACUUGAUCAGCUGGAAUCUGAGGAGAUACUCAACAGGAUCCAAGAGAUCGCUCACCAAGUGUGAAGGCAGAAUGAACAGAUUGCUGACCCAAGUGUGAAUGGAGAUUACCCAGGCUGUUGGGGAUCUCACCAUCUUACCUUGCACCAGGGGCUAGUGGCCUCAGACCUCAUCCAGUGACUGGUGUUCAGCAGUUGGUGGUGGGGGUAUCCCAUGGACACUCCAUGGACUAUGGCAGUGCUCCUCCUGUGUGCCGUUGAUUGUAAUAUUAUUGACACCCCCAAACCUGAUAAAUGUUUUUUUUCA
Molecule: messenger RNA, 2660 nt
Organism: Pristis pectinata (smalltooth sawfish)
Lineage: Eukaryota; Metazoa; Chordata; Chondrichthyes; Rhinopristiformes; Pristidae
Gene: ercc2
Product: excision repair cross-complementation group 2
Exons: 23
Coding region: 210-2420 (736 amino acids)
Biological process (GO): transcription by RNA polymerase II; positive regulation of mitotic recombination; nucleotide-excision repair
Cellular component (GO): nucleus
Molecular function (GO): ATP binding; damaged DNA binding; hydrolase activity, acting on acid anhydrides, in phosphorus-containing anhydrides
Source: RefSeq, a predicted model, not a curated record